CAAUAUGUUCAAAUUUGGAUUUUCGAGGAACAACGAGGAUGAAGAAAAAGAUAUCGGUGUGAAAAAAUCGACGAUUGAUUGGAUACCUGCGUCUAAGGUAGAAGUAUCCGAAUUACAAAUAGAAAAACAGUAUGAUCCUAACGAUUAUAUGGAUAGAGUAAUAUUUCCGGGUUGUAAAUUAAAAUUAAUUCGAUCUGAAAAAGCUUUACACGAUUUGAAGGAAGAGAAUUGUAUAAAUAUCAUAGAGGCAGAAUCGCAACACUCUGAUCUUAUUCCCUCUAAAUACGAAGGUGGUUUAAAGAUUUGGGAAUGUAGUUACGAUUUAGCACAAUACAUAUUCGAAAAAAACAUCGUAUUCCAAGAUAAAUUUGUUUUGGAUUUGGGAUGUGGGACCGGUGUUAUUGGCCUUAUUGCUCUUCUGAAAAAUUCCAUCGUUCAUUUUCAAGAUUAUAACGUAGAGGUGAUUUCAACCGUAACAAUUCCGAAUGUUUUGUUGAAUUUUGAAGAUCGAGAAAGUAUCUUAAAAAGAUGUGAAUUUUUUUGCGGCGACUGGGAAUCGUUCACGAAAUUGCACGUUUCGAGCGGUGAAAACAAACUUGUGGAAUACGAUCUAAUUUUCACCAGCGAAACAAUUUAUAAUCCUGACAAUCAUAAAAAGUUGUACGAAGUUUUUAAACAAAGGCUUAAACAGGAUGGCAUUGGAUUGAUCGCUGCUAAAAGUUAUUAUUUCGGUGUUGGAGGAGGAAUAAGACAAUUUCAAAAUUUUAUAGAAGAAGACGGUAUUUUCGACGUUGAUGUAACGUGGAAAAGUCAAGAUAUACUUUUAGGAUUACAAAGAGAAAUUCUAAAAAUUACAAGGAAGACGCAAUUGUUGUUUAUCUAA
Habropoda laboriosa is the source of this 883-nucleotide messenger RNA. Its product is annotated as histidine protein methyltransferase 1 homolog. The record is from RefSeq and is a predicted model, not a curated record. Gene Ontology annotation, molecular function: protein-L-histidine N-tele-methyltransferase activity. NCBI's taxonomy places the organism in Eukaryota, Metazoa, Arthropoda, Insecta, Hymenoptera, Apidae. The transcript has 5 exons. Bases 5 to 883 code for a protein of 292 amino acids. Gene Ontology annotation, biological process: peptidyl-histidine methylation, to form tele-methylhistidine.